This is a messenger RNA of Daphnia carinata, 2170 nucleotides long. RefSeq names its product dnaJ homolog subfamily C member 2-like. Gene Ontology annotation, molecular function: Hsp70 protein binding; ribosome binding. Bases 127 to 2046 code for a protein of 639 amino acids. Lineage: Eukaryota; Metazoa; Arthropoda; Branchiopoda; Diplostraca; Daphniidae. The transcript is spliced from 10 exons. The record is from RefSeq and is a predicted model, not a curated record. Gene Ontology annotation, biological process: regulation of translational fidelity; 'de novo' cotranslational protein folding. Gene Ontology annotation, cellular component: cytosol.
GCUGGAAUAAGUUGUCUGCUACAACGGCAUGCUUUGAGUUGAGUCGGGAAGAUUGUCGGUUCUUGGGCACAUUAUAGGUGUUUGAAAGCCGGAAAAAACAAUUUGAAUCAAAUAAAAUUUUAAAGAAUGGUAGAAAUACAGACCGUGGGGCACAGUGAAGUCUUUCGUAAAUUAUCCAGUCCUUACCACACAGAUGUCGAACCAGUUGGUCGCUGGUUCAGAGCUUGGUGGUACCACCAUCAGAGAAAUGGAACUCUUUCAGGUGAAGGGCUCUCUUUUGCAGAGUCUGGAAGCCAAUCUGAUGAGGAGGUAGAAUGUUCUACUGUUGAAAUUGAAGAUGAUGUUGACUACCUCAGAAGUCUAGAUCCUAAAGAAUGGAAAGAUCAAGACCACUAUGCAGUGCUGGGCCUGAAGAAAGUUCGGAUUAACGCCACAGAAGAUGACAUCAAACGAGCGUACCGGCAGAAAGUUUUACGCCACCACCCUGACAAGCGGAAAGCAGCCGGAGAAGAGGUUCGAGCCGACGACGAUUAUUUCACUUGCAUAACUAAAGCUUACGAAACGCUGAGUGUAGCGUCGAAGAGGCGCGCAUACGAUUCAGUCGAUUCUGAAUUCGACGACGAAGUUCCAUCUAGCAACGCAUCCAACAAAUCCCGUUUCUUUGAGGUGUUCGGUCCCGUCGUAGCGGCGAACGCGCGUUGGUCCGUCAGGAGCAACGUCCCCCAACUGGGCGACAUCAAUUCAUCGCGCGAUCACGUUGAAAACUUUUACGAUUUUUGGUACAAUUUUGAAUCGUGGCGCGAAUUUUCCUACCUCGACGAAGAGGAGAAAGACAAAGGCCAAGAUCGCGAGGAGCGGCGAUGGAUCGAGAAGCAGAACAAGGCGGAGCGAGCUCGGAGGAAAAAAGAGGAGAUGAGUCGACUGCGUUCGCUGGUGGAUGCCGCCUACGCCUGCGAUCCCCGUAUCCUGCGUUUCAAAGAGGAGGACAAACAAAAGAAAUUGGACGCUAAAAAAGCUAAACAAGAUGCGGUUCGAGCCCGGCAGGAGGAGGAGGAGAGGAGACGGAAAGAAGAAGAAGAGAAUAAGCUGAGGAUCAAGCGCGAAGCAGAAGAAGCGGCCAAGGCCCGGCAGGAUGCGGCCAAGCGCGAGAAGGAGAACGCCAAGCGGGCGUUAAAACGCGAACGGAAACAGUUGCAGAACUACGGCAAGCAAUUCAAUUACUUUGUCGGUCGCCCUACGACUACUGCUGCGGAUGAAGCGGAACUCGUCAACCGGAUGGCGGAUCUUGAUCGCCUCUGUGAGCUGCUUACCAUUGACGAGUUGGAUAAACUCAACAAAAAGAUGGCGAGUCUGUCGGUCGAUUCGUCCGAUCAAGGUCGUCCCAUAUUUGAUGAAGCCGUGGCCGAAUUGAAUCGUCGCAUUGACGAAGAGAAGCAACAACAUUUGCAGGGCGGCGUCAGCAGCCAAUCGGCCGGUGUAGGUAACGUUGGCGGAGGCAGCGGCAAGAAGAAAGGCGGCGCCAACCAGUGGAGCCCCGAAGAGCUGAAUCUUCUUAUCAAAGCCGUCAACCUCUUCCCGGCCGGCACCAAUCAGCGAUGGGAAGUGGUGGCCAACUUUAUCAACCAGCACCACGGCGGCAAUCGGUCGGCUAAAGAAGUUUUGGCCCAAGCCAAAGAGCUCCAGCAAAGCGACUUUUCCCGUUCGGCUUUAAAAGAAGCGGCCAACAAGGCGGCCUACAACAAGUUUGAAAAGGAGUCCAAGGCCGGAGUCGCUUCCGAGGAAUCGAUUCCGUCUGAACGCUACGAAACUCCGGCCGAACAGCUAGGAAUCAAUUUAACGCCAUGGUCGGCCGAAGAGCAGCGCUUGUUGGAGCAGGCCCUGAAAACCUAUCCGGCUUCUGUGACAGAUCGGUGGGACCGAAUUGCCGAGGCCAUUCCGAAUCGAUCGAAGAAAGAGUGCAUGAAGCGAUACAAGGAAUUGGUGGAACUUGUUCGAGCUAAAAAGACGGCCCAAGCAGCCGUUGGUCCAGCUGCUACAAAGAAAUGAUUUUUUUUUUUUUUUUAAACGUCUUUUUUCCUAAUAUUUUUGUUUCUAGCAGGACAUGAUGUGUAACCUUAUCUUUCAAAAGAGAAACACUGUCACCUCAUCGAUAAUUUUUUUUUUUUCGUUU